AUGGUAAAAGCCGCUUUAUAUUUUUUUGCUCAGAAAAUUCGUACUGUGGAGCAAGAUGGGAAGACGAUUAAGCUCCAAAUUUGGGACACUGCUGGUCAAGAGCGGUUCAGAACAAUUACUAGCAGUUACUACCGUGGGGCACAUGGAAUCAUUAUUGUCUACGACGUCACAGAUCAAGAAAGCUUCAAUAAUGUGAAGCAAUGGUUGAGUGAAAUUGAUCGUUACGCUAGUGACAGUGUGAACAAGCUCCUGGUUGGAAACAAGUGUGAUCUUGCUGAAAACAGAGCCGUUCCAUAUGAAACGGCAAAGGCUUUUGCCGAUGAAAUCGGAGUUCCUUUCAUGGAGACUAGUGCGAAAGAUGCGACAAACGUGGAACAGGCAUUCAUGGCGAUGUCGGCAUCCAUCAAAGAGAGAAUGGCAAGCCAACCAGCUGGGAACAGUGCAAGACCGCCUACAGUGCAGAUCAGAGGACAGCCUGUUGCCCAGAAGAAUGGCUGCUGCUCAACUUGA
Thlaspi arvense is the source of this 510-nucleotide messenger RNA. NCBI's taxonomy places the organism in Eukaryota, Viridiplantae, Streptophyta, Magnoliopsida, Brassicales, Brassicaceae. The record is from the annotation of a GenBank genome assembly.